Messenger RNA from Pseudophryne corroboree (corroboree frog), 3351 nucleotides. RefSeq names its product protein shisa-1-like. The record is from RefSeq and is a predicted model, not a curated record. NCBI's taxonomy places the organism in Eukaryota, Metazoa, Chordata, Amphibia, Anura, Myobatrachidae. The coding region runs from base 791 to 1606 and encodes 271 amino acids. The transcript is spliced from 2 exons.
GGAGGAGUCGGGACUGGAGAGGGGAGGGGUCAAGAUUAAACCGUAAACCGCCCCCCCUAAAAGAAAAGUCUAGAUCCGACCCUGGUAAUAACAGUAGAUAAGAGAGAGACCAAUUAGUAAAGUAUACUUUGACAUGGUAAUGAGAGCGCCAGGCGUCUGUAGUCAGUAAUAGAGCUGGUGAUGAAUUGAGUGCAGCGCAGGAGUCAUGCGGUAGGUGGAGCUGAGCGACGGCGGUGAGUGUCAUUAAACUCUCAUAAAUCACGUUAUCAUUGACAGACUGGGGUAAUUGAUUUAGCAGGAGCGUCUGGCAAUGGUAACGUAUGCAAAGUGUAUUGAGGUGAUGACUUUAUGGGGCAGACAUAUAUUACCAUUUGUGCAUAGUGGAAGUGAUUAAAUCAGACGUUUGUGUGUACAACAGUGUUUAACUUUCCCAACAGGUAACUGUAUCUGCAGGUCACGUGACAAGUAUUCCCUGUAUUGGGCCCAUCAACAGGGCUGUGAAUAUUUUAAUUACAACUAAACGAACGCAAACGGGUGUAGGCUGGUACCAGACAGAUGUUUCGUAUUCUGAUGUUGAAAAGAGGCUGCAGAAAUUCGGUUACAUUUACCUAUAGAUGUUAUUAUGUUAAGUAGCCCAUGAGCGCUAGGGGCGGGCUGAUGAUUCGGUGAUGUGACCCUCCUGCUGGGGAAGGAGGACUUUAUUUUGGAUAGGGGGGGAUGGUCACCGUUGCAACUGAUAAAACACUUCUACCCCCUAUGCAGCCAUCGUUAGACCCCUGCCAGUCACACCAUGUGCGCUGUGGUGGUCCUUCUGCUGGUGUUUGCUAUUAGGUCCUGCUCGGGACAAGCUGGAGAGUACUGCCAUGGAUGGGCUGAUAACUACGGAGGGUGGCACUCAGGUUUCCUGUGCCCGGAGCGCUAUGACCCGCCAGAGGCCACCUACUGCUGCGGCUCCUGCAGCUUGCGGUACUGCUGUACGGCCAGCGAGGCGAGGCUGGACCAGGGACUGUGCCCCAGCGAGGAGAAGGAUGAGAUGCCCAGGGAAGGAGUGCCAGGCAUUGAUCUGCCAGCCCCAGUGCCUACAUACCUACCAUUCCUUCUGGUUGGCAGUAUAUUUGUGGCCUUUGUCAUUGUGGGCUCCCUUGUGGGAGUGUGCUGCUGCAGAUGCCUGAAGCCUGAAGAAGGGACCCAGCUUGUUCUUCCUGCACCGCAAAGCCGACUAUUGGACACAGAACCAUCUACAGACCACUCAAGGCAUUCCAGUUCUAGCUCCAAUUCGGCUCCCCGUGGAUCUAUGGGAAACUGUCCUCAAAAUAUUUGCUCUCUGGGACCUGAAAAUAUCAACCUGUAUAUGAAAAUGCCCCCAUCAUUUCCAGUCAUGGGUUGUCCCCCAAAUGCUCAGUUUAUGCACAAUGCCACAAGUGGCACUCCUUUCUUACAACCACCAUUCAUGAAUUAUGCUUUGCCAACUGAGCAUGCCAUAAUAAUGACCCCAGCUUCUUACAUCGACGUCAGAAACUGUUACUCACAGGCUACAAAUACCUACCUGUCACUACCCCAGCAUAUUGAUCCAGCUGUGCAGGAGGAACUGCCUUCCAAGAGCUGAGAGCAGAGAAAAGAUGUGUUCUGUCAUUAAACUGAGCUCUAAAAGCACAGCAGCGAUAAUGAUUAAGAUCGGUCUGUGGGUAAUGAAAGUGAGGAACUGUAUUUGGUGAAUCUACCAUAACGUGUCUUGGUUUGAUAUCACACCUUGAGGGGAAAAAAAAACUUUAAAUCUGACUGUUAUGCCUCGAACUAUAUUCAUCAUCUCCAAACCCAAAGAGUUAAGUCAUGGGGCAAACAAAUGGCAACCUGGACUAAAUGUCACCAGAUCUAGGGCUGCAGGGCUAUGAAUCUCUGGAGCUGUCACCAAUCUUUUAGACAGCUUCUUCUGAAAUGUAACUACAGUAAAAGGACAUUUGGGACAUCUUGCUUGGAGGGUUCUAAAAAAAAAAAAAAAAAAACUUGUUUAUUAUUUUGUUUGCUAACUUUAGUACAUAGGGGGUAAUUCAGAGUUUAUCGCAGCAGCAAAUUUGUUAGCAGUUGGGCAAAACCAUGUGCACUGCAGGUGUGGCAGAUAUCACAUGUGCAGAGAGUGUUCGCUGUAUGUUAUUUUGUUUCUGUGCAGGGUAAAUAAUACUAGCUGCUUUAUUUUUACACUGCAAAUUAGAUUUCGGUUUGAACACACCCCACCCAAAUCUAACUCUCCCUGCACAUGUUAUAUCUGCCCCCCCCCCCCCCCCCUGCAGUGCACAUGGUUUUGCCCAACUGCUAACCAAUUUGCUGCUGCGAUCAACUCUGAAUUAGGCCCAUAGAGCAGAGGUUCUCAACUCACCCCAACUGUCUACCAGGUUUUAGUUAUAUCCAUAUCGCAGCACAGAUGGUUAAAUCGUAUUGACUGAGGUGUUAAUUGGUCUAUUCAUGAAACAGUGAAAAUAGUGAAGACGUGAGCUAGUGGAGAAGUUGCCCAUGGCAACAAAUCGGCUUUUAAGUAACCUUUAUCAAGUGCUUUCUAUGAAAUUAUACGUAGCAGCUGGCUCACUUCUCCACACUUUUCACUGCUUCGUGAAUAGACCCCUUGGCACCCCUGUCCAAGCAUGGAUAAACUUAAACCUAGACAAGUGGGGUGUCUUGAGGACAUCGUUUGAACCUCUGCAAUAGAGCAAAUAAAGACUACUUCCACGGAGUGCAAUCCUGCAACAGCUUGACUGUCCCUGUUUGUAAUUGUGUUGGUUCACAUGAGUGGGUUAGUGAAAGUCUUUUCUCACGUGUUCCUCUUUAAGAAGUGUUGUAGGUACUGAUCACAUACCACACGCAUACAUGCAUGUAACCUUCUCACAGGUAGUAGUUUAAAUAACAUUACAAACCGAAUGUGUGUAUAAUAUAUACACAAUAAUAUUUCACACUAGGUUUGUCAUGUUGUUUUUACAGCUACCCGUGUGAUACAUACAUACAUACAUACAUACACAAACUGAUUGCUGCCACAGAACAGCACACGCGUCUCUGCAUAGAUAUCAGUGAUCACCAAAUCUGCAGCGUUUUUCAGAGUACAGCAGUCCACGUGUGAGGAAAAUCUUUAGAAUGCUCAUGUGAAUAAAUCAUUGUACCACUGGCAUGGUAAAUAUCCCCUUUUCCAUAAUCCUUUAUUUAACAUUGCAUUGACACCUUUUUGUUUUAAAUUAAACUAUGCUAAAAAAAAUAUUUUCUAUGGCUAUUGUAUUUGCUUCUGGAAGAGGAGCAUCCUAUUUAACUUUAGCAAUGUUAACUGCACUUUAUUUUAUAUUUUUACAAUAAAAAAAACCAAAUUGUUAA